AUGUCACAAGAAAAGAGCAUGGAUUCAAAGGUCCAGAACGGAGAGAAAGGAUUAGUAGAACUAAAGAAGGGGAAAAAGAGAAAGAGAGCUCAACCAGCCAAGGAUGGCUGGAGUGUUGCUACGGAAUUGCCAACUAGACAGCUUGAGAAGUCUUCCAAGCUGGACACAUCGACACAGCCACCAGAGCCCACACCUAAGCGUGAGCAACAUUCCAAGGCGAGGAACAAGCAACCACAGCGGUUGCGAAACUCUCAAAAAACUCAGGAUAUACCGCCUUAUCUUCUUCAAAAACGCGACGAGCUGCGAUCAGUCAGAAAAUCACUUCCUAUAUGGCCCCAGGCAGAUUCCAUCCGGGCAGCACUACAGAAGAACAAUAUACUUGUCCUGACGGGAGAAACGGGUUCCGGAAAAUCGACACAGUUACCACAGUUUUUGACCAACGAAUCAUGGUGUACGGGAUGCAUAGCAAUAACACAACCUCGAAGAGUGGCAGCGAUUUCUCUGGCCCGCCGUGUUGCAGAAGAAAUGGGCAGCUUACUUGGUGACAAGGGCCCAGCAGCCAAGGUCGGCUACAGUGUCCGUUUUGAUAACGCUGUUGGCAAGCAUACAAAAGUCAAGUUUCUGACUGAAGGUAUGCUGCUUCAGGAGAUGCUUAGGGAUCCCAACAUGUCGCAAUACAGUGCAAUCGUAGUGGAUGAGGUUCACGAGAGGAGCGUGAAUGUGGAUCUGAUUCUCGGAUUUUUGAGGAAUCUAGUUGCUGAUGAGGAAAAUAACAAGAAAAGGAAGCAUCCGCUAAAGGUAGUAGUAAUGAGUGCCACAGCGGAUGUGGAGAGUCUUGUGAAAUUCUUUGGGGGUGAUUCGCCGGCAGCAACAUCAGACAUGAAUGUCGAUAAAGCAAAGACAGCAAGCACUAGCAAAGUUUCGACGUGUUAUGUAGAAGGACGACAAUAUCCCGUCAAGACGAUAUAUCUACCACAGCCUACACAGGAUUGGAUCGAAUCUGCCCUGAAACUGGUAUUUCAGAUUCAUUAUAAGGAGCCACUGCCCGGCGACAUACUAGUUUUCCUAACGGGUCAGGACACUAUUGAGUCUCUCGAGAAGCUCAUCAACGACUACGCUGAAGGAAUGGAUGCCGAGGUUCCUAAGCUACUCGCUCUCCCGCUCUUUGCAGCCCUCCCCCAGCACGCUCAACAACGCAUCUUCCAACCAGCACCCUACCGUACACGCCGCGUCAUCCUCGCAACCAACAUUGCAGAAACCUCUGUCACUGUCCCCGGCAUCCGCUUCGUAAUCGACUGCGGCAAGUCAAAGAUCAAACAAUUCCGCAAUCGUCUAGGCCUCGAGUCUCUCCUCGUAAAACCAAUUUCCAAAUCCGCAGCCAUCCAACGCAAAGGUCGAGCCGGUCGUGAAGCACCCGGCCAAUGCUACCGCCUCUACACAGAAGACGCCUACAAAACCAUGGAGGACCGCACCAUCCCCGAAAUCCUCCGCUGCGACCUCAGCCAAGCCAUUCUCACUAUGAAAGCCCGCGGCGUCGCCGACGUCCUCAGCUUCCCCUUCCUCGACCGCCCCCCACGAGAAGCACUCGAAAAAGCCUUGCUCCAACUUCUCCACCUGCAAGCCCUCACCGAAACCGGGGACAUCAGCCCCAACGGUCUCGUAAUCGCUAAAUUCCCUCUAACACCCACACUGGGUCGCGUGCUAGUCGAAGCAGCGAAACCCGAGCGCGACUGCCUCACUGCAGCCAUCGACAUCAUCUCCGCGUUAAGCGUCGAAACCGUAUUCCUGAACCUCGUGACCGAAGAGCGCAAGGAAGAAGCGGAAGAAGUACGCCGGGAACUGUAUCGUCGCGAGGGCGACCACCUGACGCUUCUCGUAACCGUGCAGCGCUUCGCAGCGGAAGACAAAGCGCAGAGGAAAAGCUGGUGCGAGAGGCAUUUUGUGUCGUACCGCGCUAUGGAGAAUGUAAUGAAGAUUCGCACGCAGCUUAGGGAGCUGUGUAAGCAACUUAAGUUGCUGGCGAAUGAGGGUGUGGAAGUAGAUGAUGCGGCGCCGUCUGAGGCGAAGAGUCGGGCGAUACUCGAGUGUAUGUUGCGUGGGUUUAUUGCGAAUACGGCGCGCUUGAUGCCGGAUGGCAGUUAUAAGACGUUGCUGGGGAACCAGACUGUGGCUAUUCAUCCUAGCUCUGUUCUUUUUGGCAAGAAGGUCGAGGCGAUUGUGUUUAAUGAGUUUGUGUUUACGGGGAGGGCGUGGGCGAGGGGCGUGAGUGCUGUGCAGUUGGAUUGGGUGGCGGAGGUUAUUGAUGGGAUUAUGUAG
Bipolaris victoriae FI3 is the source of this 2316-nucleotide messenger RNA. RefSeq lists its product as hypothetical. The record is from RefSeq and is a predicted model, not a curated record. Lineage: Eukaryota; Fungi; Ascomycota; Dothideomycetes; Pleosporales; Pleosporaceae. Gene Ontology annotation, cellular component: catalytic step 2 spliceosome; intracellular anatomical structure. The transcript has 2 exons. The coding region runs from base 1 to 2316 and encodes 771 amino acids. Gene Ontology annotation, molecular function: RNA binding; ATP binding.